AUGGAGCCUUCACACCAAGCCAAGAUUAUCCACUCUACGGCAACAAAUCUGCCCUUUAUCCUCUCAUCUAGCACUGGCAAGUUGGAACCCGCCGUCAGAAAAACUAUUAGGAGCCAUGCGAGGCGAGGCAUGAAGCAUAAAAGAAAUGCAAUUCAAGUGAAGCAAUCAAAUCAAACCAGCCGUAUUGAUAUGGAAAAGGUGCAUAAGAUGCCUUUCCAAAUCAUUUUCGACAACAAUAUCACACGCACUGGGCAAAUACCUUACCGAGUGGGCGGAGAUCUCUCAUUCCUCCAAUUUACCGACGAUACUAAAUUAGAGAUGCUUCUCAACUCUGUCAAAGUCUCGGCGACGGCAAUGAAAGUCAUUCAUCCUCUUGUGACUGCUAUAGCGUACGGAGCAGACCCAGGGAGCAGGUUGGCAUUGGUGCAAGGCGACGAUGCCGGCCUGCAUUUAACCGCAGCACUCAUGGAUGACUUUGUCCAUAUAGCCCUAAGACCCGGCGCUGGUAGUACUCCCAUGGCCAUACUGCAUUUUCAACGAGGCAUCAGACUUCCUUGCUACCGGCUUGUGGGCGAGGCCAAAGUUACCAAUUCAACCAUUGCAGCAGUUACGAAAUUGGCAAGCGCUGCACAUUUCAGUGGAGAUUUUACGGCCUCCAGACAGUAUAUGGAAGGCAUUCGAAAAACGGUUGACUUGAGGGGAGGUCUCAAGUCCUUGGAAAACUCCCAUUUAUGCGAUUUAGGGAUCGCAUUACUGAGUGACUCACGUCCAGUCUUUUUCCAAUACCCAUCGGAUCAUUUGUAUUCCUACCCAGUGGAACUAUUACUUUCGCCGGAUGAGGGCCAAUACUCCAUGGGACAUGCCCAGUUGUUCGAGAACCUGGACCAACAUCUAUUGACAGUUUGGAAGGUUCUCAAGAGAUUCUGUAUGCUGGUAAACCUCGCAUACCAAACACAGCAGUUGAUGAGAAUCGAGAUAAUUCAUCAAACCGUGACCUCGACAAUGUAUCGACUAUUCGCGUUCAGAUUUCCAUCCAAUUCACUGGAUGAAUCGGUGAGACUUGCCUUGCUAGCGUUCACUCAUAAUGUCUUCAUACAGUGGCUAGAUAUUACGAUUCCCAAUAAGCCGUUCACCACCAAGUAUCAGAGCCAUGUAGAUGGCCUGGAUCUCUCCCCUCCUGCCAUGAUCUGGAUCUACAUGAUUGGGGUAGUAUCCAUCAGCGACCCAGCGCGUGGGGGAUGGGGGAACAGAGGCUUGUAUAAGUAUUGUAUCAGAUGUGGUGUUAAGAAAUGGAAAGGUUUACAAUUUAUUUUGAGCUCACUUUUAUGGAUUCCGCUUCUGGAUGAUAUACCAGGUGAGCGAGUUUUUAUUUUUUUCUGCCUGGAAUGGAUUACUUAA
This is a messenger RNA of Clonostachys byssicola, 1398 nucleotides long. The record is from the annotation of a GenBank genome assembly. Lineage: Eukaryota; Fungi; Ascomycota; Sordariomycetes; Hypocreales; Bionectriaceae.